CGCGAGAACAGAGAGCGGGAUUUGAGAACGCAGGACUUUUCAUUCAUCUUUUCGAGCCCCCCACUAGCAGGUUAGAGGAUGGCCACUCCGGAGGUACGGCUAAACCAUACGAUCUACAUCAACAACUUGAAUGAGAAAAUCAAGAAAGAUGAGUUGAAAAAGUCGCUGUACGCCAUCUUCUCACAGUUUGGACAAAUUUUGGACAUCUUGGUGGCACGAAACCUGAAGAUGAAGGGUCAGGCCUUUGUUAUCUUCAAAGAGGUUAACAGCGCCUCCAAUGCUCUGAGAUCCAUGCAGGGAUUCCCGUUUUAUGACAAACCAAUGCGGAUCCAGUAUGCCAAGCAGGACUCAGACAUCAUAGCUAAAAUGAAGGGGACCUAUGUGGAGCGUGACCGUAAAAAGGAGAAAAAGAAGCCCAAAGGAACUGAAGGAGGGGGAGCUAAGAAAGGUGUACCAGGAGGUGCUGCACCCAUGGUUGCUGGGGUGCCUGCUGCCAUGCCGGGAAUGCCUCCCAUGAGUCAAGCACCCCGCAUGAUGCACAUGCCAGGCCAGCCACCUUACAUGCCCCCUCCAGGUAUGAUGCCUCCUCCGGGGAUGGCACCCGGUCAGAUUCCCCCUGGUGCCAUACCUCCUGGUCAGAUGAUGCCCGGACAGAUGCCUGGACAAAUGCCGCAGCAGGUUGCAGAAAAUCCACCCAAUCACAUCCUUUUCCUCACCAACCUGCCAGAGGAGACAAACGAGCUCAUGCUCUCCAUGCUCUUCAACCAGUUCCCGGGUUUCAAAGAGGUCCGUCUGGUCCCUGGUCGCCACGACAUCGCUUUCGUGGAGUUUGAAAAUGAGGUGCAGGCUGGUGCUGCACGUGAUGCCCUACAAGGUUUUAAGAUCACACAAACAAAUGCUAUGAAGAUCUCUUUUGCUAAGAAAUAACACCUCUCAGGACCAGUUGUUUUUCGUGCUGGCACACAGGUUUUUUAUUGUACAGGAGUGACCAGAAUAAGAAAACUUUUUUUUAAAUUGCUGCUUGCUGAUUUGUGAUCAGUAGUAAGUUCCCUUCUUCCAGGAUUACAUGUAAGUAUGCAAAAUUUCUGAAAUUUUAAGUUUUAGGUCCUGUAAAACUUCAUAAAUUGUAAGUUUUCUCUUUUGGCUUUUCACUCUAAUCCACAAGCAACUUGAUACGUCUUCUGUUUUUUUUUUUUUGUUGUUGUUUUAACUGUUGUCACAAAGCAUUGCACCCAGGGUCUGGUCUACCAGACAUUGUACCUGGAGCUUUUUUCUUUUUGUAAUUAAAGUUUUUAUUUGAUACA
Messenger RNA from Stegastes partitus (bicolor damselfish), 1304 nucleotides. It is a transcript of the gene snrpa, whose product is annotated as small nuclear ribonucleoprotein polypeptide A. NCBI's taxonomy places the organism in Eukaryota, Metazoa, Chordata, Actinopteri, Pomacentridae. Gene Ontology annotation, molecular function: RNA binding. The record is from RefSeq and is a predicted model, not a curated record. The transcript has 7 exons. Bases 79 to 927 code for a protein of 282 amino acids.